Molecule: messenger RNA, 3993 nt
Organism: Pseudoliparis swirei
Lineage: Eukaryota; Metazoa; Chordata; Actinopteri; Perciformes; Liparidae
Exons: 7
Coding region: 251-910 (219 amino acids)
Molecular function (GO): zinc ion binding; DNA binding
Source: RefSeq, a predicted model, not a curated record
GCUCUGCUGGGGAAAACAACUUGUACAAAUCGGACGCCCAAGGUCGACGGCAGCCCCCGGUACCUCAAAUAUCAGGACGCCGAUUGUGUUUCUGCUGCGGACACAAACAACUCCCGACUGUUGGGGCGACAGCCAGCUGGAAGUUUGUGUUUCGGCUUCACGGGGAGCAUCGUUUGCCAGGUCAUCGGUUCCUGUUGAAAGGGACUAUCCUCUCCCCAUCCCCCUUACCCCCCCUCACCUCUGUCGGAGCAUGGCUCAGGAGACCAGUCACACGCAGGUGCCAAUGCUUUGCGCUUUUGGAUGCGGUUUCUAUGGUAACCCCCGCACCAACGGCAUGUGCUCGGUCUGCUACAAGGAACACCUGCAGAGACAACAGGGAGGGGGUCGAUCCAGCCCCCCGGGAGAGAAAGCUGCUACAUCCCCAGCAGGGUCGCCAGGGUCGGCCGGCGGCGUGACUGUGGAGAGUACGACCUCGGAGCCCAGUACAGAGGUGGCGGGAACCCCCCCCGAGGAGCAAACGGCCAGCCCCAGCUCCCCCAGCCCGGUGACUCAACAGAUGACGGCUAUGAGCAUCUCCCAGGAUUCGGCCGCCGUGGACUCUGAGCGAGCGGAGGCUGAGGAUGGAGAGGAAGAGGGUACUUCCAACAGCUCAGAACCCGUGGAGGAAGCAGCACAGGCUUUGUCUGAUAAUGACCAAACUCCAGAUAAAAACAAGAAAAAGAACCGCUGCUUUUCUUGCCGGAAGAAAGUGGGCCUUACUGAUUUUGACUGUCGCUGCGGGAACCUGUUCUGUGCCAUUCACCGUUACUCCGACAAACACGAGUGUCCCUACGACUACCGGAGUGCGGCCGCCGCCCGCAUACGCAAGGAGAACCCCAUCGUGGUGGCGGAGAAGAUUCAGAAGUUAUGAGGACUGAGUGCAAACAAACAAACAAAAAACAAAGUCACUUGACUUUGUGAAAUUGAACAAUGUUUGAUCUUUGAUGAAAACACCUGAUAUCAUGGCUUCAUUUGUUCCUGGUAGACUAAGCCGGGGGCGGUGCGGGGCGGGGGGGCAGCCACUGACCAGACGCUUCCCUUACGAGCAUCUCCCUCUCUCUCCACUAUUAACUGCGGCUGAACGUGUGUGUGUGUGUGUGUGUUUGUAUGAAAGUGGGUGUGUGCACAUUUACCUGAGAGCCGUGGAGUCGCCGUAGGGGCCUGGUGGACAUUCGGGUUGCUGUGGGGAGGGAAGGUAUUUGAUUUUAAGGCCCUUUUUUUUGUUUGUUUUCUCAACUUGGGGGAUCUGUGUCAUUAGUCAGGCGACUAAUGACACAGAGGUCAAUUAAGAAGGUCAAACAAGUUAAAAAAACUGGGAGAAUUUCUGGGAGAUUUUAACUAUCAACAAGACCUUUUAAGGUCUCUGGAAUAUACAUGUGUGAAUACAUACACAUAUAUAUACAUGUGUAUGUAUUUAAUCCCCCCCCCUCCCUCACUAGACUAAAAAUGAUGUCAACUAUUGUCAAAUUGGCAUACUUUCUUCCCCUUCCAUAUCCUCUGACGUUUUCUCCAUGGGUCUCCAUACGCUGAACUCCCAAGUCUCAGCAUUUUUGCAGAAGCGUUUCUCUUUGAUAUAUUUGACUUAUCAUUCUGAUAGUCGGUGCAUGGACAGUUGUUGGAGGGGGGGGGGGGACCGUGACUUAAAACAGUUUUAAUUCUGUUCCUUUUCUUUUUUUCUCCUGUUUUUAAAUGAGCGUAUGACAUCAGAAGAUCUAUAUUAAUAUAUUGUAGUUAGCUUGAAUUGUGUGAUUGCGUUCUAUUUAUUUUUUACCGUUUGGUUGGUCUGUGCCGGAGGAUUGGCGGCGUGUCGGCAAAUCAUUUAGAUUUGCACAUAACCUUUUUUUCAAUUAUAUUUAAGUAAUUCCAUCUUGAUUAUAUAACCAUUGAAUAAAAUAAAAACACUCGCAAGCUUCGGCAUGAUGGAGUAGAGUCCAGUUAACCAGUUACCAGUCACAAUUGUGCAGUAGGAAUGUCCAGCGAUUUGGAAAAAGAGCACAAGGCAUUGUGUCAACUGCAGAGCACAAAACCACGUGGCGCACCUGCUCAGUUCUGUCCAGCAUCCGGGUCGCGUGGCGGUCGUGUGGCGUUCAUAUUUGCGCAUAAGAACCUGAUCGAAGAGACGUUCCGUUUUUCGCGUGUUCUCCCCGAACGGCCUUUUUCGGUUUCCCACGAGCGGCGCUCCUCGUGUCUCUGACCGCCAGCGGUCCACUGACGCAUGCUGAAUGAAAACCGAGUCUCGGUGACUCUUCACACUGAAAUGAAGCUGGGAUAUAAUAAAAAGACAUAUUUUUAAAAAGCCACAGCAGUAGCACAAUGCGUGGCUGGAACCUUGAGGUCAAGUUAACGGGGCUCUACAGUUUUUUGUUUUUCUCCAGAUGUAAAUACCCUAUGGCUCCUAUUCAUAUAGUGUAAUCGUAAUGUAGAUUUUUGGCUGGUGAUUAAAGUGGGUGACUAAGGUGGAGAAUAUUAAUGUGUAUAAAAGGUGCUUUUCAUAAUUUCCCACCCCAAAAAAGGAAAUUGCAACAAAUGGCACUGAUCUUUUUUUGUAUUCAUCUUGUCACCCAUUUCAUUUCCACGUCAUUAAUCGCAUCAUCUGCUCUUGUAAUGUUCGAAGUAUAUUCAGUAUCAGAGGGGGGGAGGGGGUCCAUGUGGCUUCUUUUCUGCAAUAACUGCCCCGUACGCUUUAUUAACCUCGGCACAUGCUUUUAACCCCUUUUACUGAAGUCUAUUUAUGGCGCAGCGAUAAUAAGUUAAAAAGCCCCCCCCCCCCCUUUCGUGUGAGAUGCGGAGGGGCGUUUUGAAGGUUUUCGUCUUUUCAUUAUCAAAAGCUUUCUCUGUAAAUGAUGCGAGCUCUUCAUUAAGUAUUUAUGAAAGAGCUGUAGAUGAGUUUCAAGGAAUUCGCAGAUUGUGUAUUUAAAAAAGAAAAGCCAAUUCAGAAUGACUUCAACUUGUAUGCACAGAAUAUCAUGUUGGACCUGGUGGGGUUUAGUUCUGGCUCUAUUUUCUUUAUUGGGUCAUAAUUCCCGUUUCAGUCCGAGUGUGGGUGAUGGACGUAUGAAUGGCUUUGUGACUUGGCGUGCCAACACCCAGACUGUUUACCCAGGAUAAGUUGCUCUUCUAAAGCCCCCCCGACUCAUUUAAUUACCACUGAUGGAAACUUGAAUUUCAGAACGAGUUUAAAUAUUGUCAUAGUCGGGGGGGAAUGUGUGGUUGAAACUGUUGUUUGACAUUCCCUGAGGUGCAUAUAUAUAUAUUCAGAAUAUAUAUAUAUAUAUACACAUAUAUAUAUUCAGUAUAUAUAUAUAUAAUAUUGUCACCUACAAAAUGCUCAGUUUUACUUUACAGAUUGAAAGUCCUUUCAGAGUAAAAGUACUUUUCUUGGGAAGAUUGUUCAGCUUUGAAAAUUGUGAGUAUUUCACGGUUUACACUAGUUUUUUAGUGACUGUUCAUAUCGAACCCCCCACUCCUUAUUUUCUUAAUAAACGUGGGCAGUUUGAAUGUAAACCACCAUAAUUCAUAUAAUCCGCUGUAACGUCAUUUCUCAAACUACUCGGCCCUGAUAUUGUUCAUGUUUUUGGGUGUUGGCCCAAUAUUCUUACAAGUGAUUUCCGACGCCCUUCCCUCUGUUCUGUUGCUUCGAUAGAGUUUGGAUGUCUUCAAUCCCGUCUUUAGCUCAACCUUUCAUAAUCCAUGCCUUCAUCGUGCGAGGGUUUUGAUUGAUAAUAAUGAUAAACCUGUCAGUUGUGCCGAGUUGAAAUCCAGUUUCACUGCAGAAGAAGAGACAAAUGACGGUGACUUGAUUCAAUCUGUCUCUUCAAGAUGAGUUUGGCAGUCCAGUCCCCCAGAAACACCACCAGAUAUCUUUUUAUUUGGUUUUCUUUGAAGAUUUAGGAUUGUAUGAUGUGUAAGAGUAAGUACAAAACAAUAAAUUCACAAAGUUUAUUUUAAAUUACA